CAUUCAGAUUACCAUGGCAACGGGAAGACUUGGUGGGGUAAAUCAUGAAUGGGCCACGCAGAUCACUCGGCUCCUCUGGUGUCGUUUUAAAAGGCGCUGCUCAUUUCUGUCUGAUUUGUAUUCUGUCCGUGGAUCUCCGUCUGCGUGGUUGCUGCUAAUGCGCCGUCCGUGAGCGCGUCACGAGACCGCGGCCCGGGGUUAUAUUUAGGCUCUGAGAGGAAAAUAACGGCUCAGGGUGAUUCCUCUGUGUGCUGGACUGGCUUUGUCAAGGACCUGGACACUAGAGCGCAGAAAGGAGGAGGAGGGGGUGGCUCUCCCUACUGCUGCUGCUGCACACAAAUACCAAAAUAGGAUCGAGCUGCCUACGACAGUCCUGAGCUAAAUUGAGGUUCAUGUGUUUUGAAGAGGAUCGCUUAGAGGAGCGUCGGUGGGGAACAAACAUCCAUGGAAAUAUAUAAGAUAUAAUGUCUAAUAAAAGCGAGAUCUACACAUAUGACUUCUGUGACGGGGAGCAUCCUGCGGAGCUCCUGGAGGCUCUCAGGCAUUUCUACAUCCGCGGCCUGUUCACCGACGUGACCCUGCAGUGUGGCGAGUCCGAUCAGGUGUUCCACUGCCACAGAGCGCUGCUGGCGGCCCGCAGCUCCUAUUUCAAAGUCAUGUUCACUGCCGACAUGAGGGAGAGAUCCGACAGCGUUAUCAAGCUGAGCGGCGUGGACUGCGCUGUCCUGGGCUCCCUGCUGGACUACGUCUACACGGCCCGGGUGCGCGUCACCGAGAGCAACGUGCAGAGCCUGCUAGAGGCUGCGGACCUCCUGCAGUUCAGCAGGGUCAAGCAGGCCUGCGAGGAGUUCCUCAUCCGCCUCCUAGAGGUGGACAACUGCCUGGGCAUGCACACAUUUGCUGAGCUCCAUCAGUGCCCCCGGCUGCAGAGGGAGGCCCGCAGAGUGAUGCUGAGCAGGUUCUCGGAGCUCAUGGAGCAGGAAGAGUUCCUGGAGUUGGACCAUGAGAAGAUCAGGUCUGUUCUGGCGGAUCAGAGCCUCACUGUGCAGGGAGAUGAGGCGCUGGUAGAUGGUGUGGUCAGGUGGGCGUCCCAUGACUUGGAUAGUCGGGUUCACUGCGUGUCAGACCUGCUCCACUCUAUCCACCUGAGUCUGGAUGACAUUUACUUCAAAACUUCCUUGGAGGUGCACAGGCAAUAUCUAACAAAAAAUGAUGGGAAGUUAAAAUCCAUGAUUGUUCAGGCGAUGAGGUCAAAUGGCAAGGAGAUCCCUCCGAGCAGAAAAAUUUCCCCCAGUAUGUACAUCAUUGGAGGAUACUACUGGCACCCUCUGUGUGAAGUGCACAUCUGGGAUCCUGUCAGCAAUACGUGGGUGCAGGGGAAAGACAUGCCUGACCCUGGAAGAGAGAGCUACAGUGUCAGUCUGCUUGGCGCAAACAUCUAUGUGACUGGUGGAUACAGGACUAACACUGUUGAAGCCCUGGACACUGUUUCAGUUUAUAACUGUGACUAUGAUGAAUGGACAGAGAGUUGUCCCAUGAUUACUGCCAGGUACUACCACUGCUCAGUGGCUCUACAUGGCUGUGUUUACACCAUCGGAGGCUACAGAGGAGGAGCCCCAGAGCAAGAGACUGAAUUUUAUGAUCCUUUGAAAAAGAGAUGGUUUCCAGUGGCCAAAAUGAUCCAAGGUGUAGGAAAUGCCACUGCAUGUGUAAUGGGAGAAAAAAUCUACGUGACUGGAGGCCAUUAUGGGUACAGAGGAAGCUGCACCUAUGAGAAAGUCCAAGUCUACAGACCAGACAUCAAUGAAUGGAGCAUCGUAACACUUAGUCCACAUCCAGAGUACGGUCUUUGUUCUGUGUCUCUCCACAACAAGUUGUAUUUGGUCGGUGGACAGACGACCGUUGUGGAUUGCUACGACACAGAGAGCGACGAAUGGCGGCCCAUAUCAGUGAUGAAAGAGAGGAGGAUGGAGUGUGGGGCUGUGGUGAUAAGUGGGUGUAUUUAUGUAACAGGGGGGUACUCCUACUCAAAGGGAACAUACUUACAGAGCAUUGAGAAAUAUGACCCUGAGUUGGACUCGUGGGAGAUAGUAGCGACCCUGCCCAGCCCCGCCAGGUCACAUGGUUGUGUAUGUGUUCAUAGCGUCCAUUGACUGACUACAUGAAUAUAUUGUUCUGGACAUUUUUAUGUAACUUUUCUUUUUUUUUUUUUUUACAAAAUAGAUGGAAUUGUCUAUUCACAGCAUUCACUAGAGUUUGAAGAAGUCUGUGGAUGACCAUAUGAUCUGUUAAGCUGUUCAGAGUACAUUUGCCAAAGUGAUAUAUGAAAAUCUCAGGGGUCUCUAAAUGAGUAUCGUAGUUGUCUUUUAACAAUUGUUGAAAGGUUUUAAUUAAUUUUUAAGUAUUUUAAUAGUUUAUACAGAAAUCCAUUUUUAAUUGCAGGACUGCACUUCCACUGCAAUUUAACUAAAUAAAUUACUUCACUCUCUUUAACUGCUAAA
Messenger RNA from Gambusia affinis (western mosquitofish), 2501 nucleotides. RefSeq names its product kelch-like family member 23 (gene klhl23). The transcript is spliced from 4 exons. Bases 465 to 2153 code for a protein of 562 amino acids. NCBI's taxonomy places the organism in Eukaryota, Metazoa, Chordata, Actinopteri, Cyprinodontiformes, Poeciliidae. The record is from RefSeq and is a predicted model, not a curated record. Gene Ontology annotation, molecular function: protein binding.